ACUUACUAUGUUGUAAUCUAUAUUAUGACCUUUGAGGAUGAACCCUAGGUCUUGAGUGUGAGAGUACAUUCUUGGUGGGAUGAACGGCCAGAAUCGGCGAUCUUGAGGAGAGUCUCCACUCAAUCGGGGGAGUACAUCUUACUGAUGAAAAUUGAAAAGUAGUGUUUAACAUACCCUUUCUUCUCGAUAUUUACCCUAUUUUCUCUUCAUCUAUAGUCAUUUUAGAGUGGAUUUUAUAAUUUCGAUGCAUUAUGGAGAUAUUUCUUUAUGUUUUUUCAGCCUUUGACAUCAUAGAAGACGAGUGAACACACACAUGGAAUCGAAAGGGAUAAAAUUUCAGAGUCGAUUUUCGAGAUAAUAUGCAAAAUGGCGUUGCAAUAUAACUGGUCAAGUAGUCACGAGCACGACACGGGUUCAGAUCACCAUGCAAUAAGAAAAUAUCACAUUCUAUAGCAGGCAUAAUAUUGAAAAAAUUGGAUAAACCCAACCCAUCUUUAUGAUGGUGACUAGGUACAAAUUCAAUUUGGGUCUUCCAAUUGGUUACCCUAGGUGUCCCCUAAUCCAACAUUGACGUGGAUGAAUUUUCCGUUUGUAUUCAGUUUUUUUUGUUGCUCUUGAAUUUUGACCUUGAUUUUGACCAAUUGGAAGCCGUAAGGGGUUCAUAUAUUUGGCUUUGAAUUUCGUCCUAUAAUAAUAUGAUCACUUUCAAUGGUUUGGUUUUUGGUCGGAUGGGUGGGUGUGUGGGUUAUAACAUUGUUGCAGGGUGCUGAAGUUGUCCUGAUGUACAAAACCAUCGAGUAAUAUGGUUACUAAUGUAUUGCUUGUGUGUGUUUUAAACUAUUUUACAAUGUUUUGCUUAUGACUUAUGAUUAUCCAGGACUACCAGAAACUAGAAUGAUGGUAAGUUGUUUGAAAUCAGAGUAAGAAAAAGUUGAAUGCUCUCUCAGUAAUAAAAAUGAAAGGUAAAAGUAUUAAAUAUAAAAAGAAGAAAGAAAAUUUAUUCUAUUAGAGAAAAAAUUAGAUUAGAUACAAAACUUUUAGUGACAUUUUGAUAUAGUGACAACAUAUUGUUUGUUAUAAAAAAAGAUAGACAUCUAGUCACGAGGAAUGAUUUUUGUCACGGUUAAUACCGUCUAGAAGCAAAUUCUCUCUUUAAAUGUUUUUCUUGGAUAUGUGUUAAAAAUUUGACAUUAGUUCAAUUACACUAAACUAGAAGUUGAGUACAUAUUUAUAAGCAUAGAAAUUUCUCAUUUCUUCUACUCAAAAUAUGACUACUUCUCAUAUAAAGAAACAACAACCAAUUCCUAAACAGCUGCUAAAAAGCAAUUCAAAUCCUACUUAAGAGAAUUAAAACAAUAAAUAAUACUAAUAUUCCAAAUGAUGGUGUUAGUGUUUCACUUUGACAGUCUGUUAUGAUGACUUAUGAAUUAUGAUUAACCGAGCUCUCCUUCCCCUCAAAGCAAAAACGAAAAACAUCCUGAAAGCAAAAAAGAAAAAUAAAGUCUAAAAAAUAAAUGAUAAUAAUUCACACGAAUAAACAUAAAACUCAAAUUUCCCCCUUCCUUUUUUUUCUAAAAAAAAAAAAAAAUAUUUCCCCCUUCCUCUGCACUUCUCCCGCGAUCCUUUCCCUCAUUCAUCCUUUCUUCCUCUCUUGAUCUAUUGGUCUCUAACCAAGACGUGCAUUCCCUCAUUCUGUUCGCUCUCUCCCUCUAUCUUCGUUGUGGCUACUGGCGAUUUCUGCUCCUCUAGUGGAUCCGUAUGUGUAUCGAACAGAUCUAAGGUGCUUCCCUUUCGCUCUAGCUCUGUGCAUUUUGUUCGCGUAGUGCUGAUAGUGAUGAAUUUCGAUUGACAUGGAGAGGUCGAGUUUUGAUACUACUGUGCGGCAUUGGUGUUCGAUUUGAAUGGCGUAAUAUGGAAUCGUGGCUAGGUUUUAUAUAUGUGAAUUCUGUUGCUUCCCGGUUGAAAUUAGAGAAUGAGUGCGGAUUAAUUAGUUUGGAUUGAUCUGGCGGGACCGUGGAUCUGUUUAACACUGUGAUUUUGUGUUUCUUCCUCUCAGGAACUUGAUUUGGUCGGAGAACGAUGCUGACAAAAUUCGAAACAAAGAGUAAUCGCGUGAAGGGACUGAGUUUCCAUAAUAAGAGGCCAUGGAUCCUGGCUAGUCUUCACAGUGGUGUGAUCCAGCUAUGGGACUACCGUAUUGGCACUCUGAUUGAUCGGUUUGAUGAGCAUGAGGGCCCUGUCAGAGGUGUUCAUUUCCACAAGUCUCAGCCUCUCUUUGUAUCUGGAGGUACUCUCGUUUCAGUUGAACGUCCUUAAAUUUAUACAUUGGUUGAAGUCAUAGCGUUGCUGAAGUCUUAAAUGGGAAUAUGCAUCUGUGAUUUCUCCUCAUUGAUUGGAUUUGAAUAUCUUGUCAUUGCAUUGCAUGUAUUCUCUGUUAGUUUCAACAUAGGGGAUGUAAAUUGGUUAAUGUAGUUAUAAGCAUUGUAGGUAUGUGAGUGAUUGGCGGCAAAGUUUUGUCUGUGAAAUUCGAGAAUGAGGUUAGAUACGACGAUUUCCUCCUUCCCUAUGUAGUAGUUGUGUUCACAUAUUAUGGUUGGUGGCUUUGGAUCGCUGGAUGAAGUCCUUGAUGAUCUGCAGUGGGAGCAAUUAACUGAUCUAAAUUACCUAUGUUAAGGACUCUCCUACAUUCUUCUUUUGUUGUAUUCACAUCUAGAUUUUGUUAGGAAAUUCUACUAAAGGUGUUCUUAGUGCUUGCCUUCAUAUUUUCAUGAUGUCUCUUUCAGUCAUUGCAUGCUCUUUGCCUCUAUGGACUACGAAAAGAAGAGUAGACCCAUAAAGUUAGGCACUCGGAUAUUUUGCAGUUGUGCCAACUUGUUUCAAUGAUUGGAUUGUUUUUGCUUAAGUUCCAGUUCUUGCCCCGGAUUGUUUCUCUGACCGUUGGACAAUGCUUGGGUUUAUACAAAUUAUUCCUUUUCAGGUGAUGACUACAAGAUCAAAGUUUGGAACUAUAAGUUACAUAGGUGUCUAUUUACCCUUAUGGGCCACCUUGAUUACAUCCGCACCGUGGAGUUUCAUCAUGAGUACCCAUGGAUUGUGAGUGCAAGUGAUGAUCAGACGAUCCACAUCUGGAAUUGGCAGUCACGCACUUGCAUUUCUGUGCUGACAGGCCAUAAUCACUAUGUCAUGUGCGCUUCAUUCCAUCCUAAGGAAGAUCUUGUUGUGUCAGCUUCGCUGGACCAGACUGUUCGCGUUUGGGACACUGCUGCUCUGAGGAAAAAAACUGUAUCUCCUGCUGAUGAUAUCUUGCGUUUAAGUCAGUUGAAUGGAGAUAUCUUCGGUGGCGUUGAUGCAGUUGUUAAAUAUGUCCUAGAAGGUCACGACCGAGGGGUGAACUGGGCUGCAUUCCACCCUAAUCUUCCUUUGAUUGUCUCAGGCGCCGAUGAUCGUCAAGUAAAGUUGUGGCGGAUGAACGGUAUGUUGUGUUUCUUUCUCUCCCUCUGACAAAUGAAUGUUAUGUUGUACUGUUCUGUUGAAGCUACUUAUGAAGUACUUCAAUAUUCGUGUUUCUUUCUGCACAAUAUGAGCUGUAUAUUGUGCAGAAAGAUAGCAUGUCAAGGGGUGAUAUGGUGCAGGAAGCAAAGAGAGGUGCUGGGGGUUCAGCUGUCUUCAUUGCCCGAAACAGAUUUGCUGUGCUCGACAGAAGUAGCAAUCAGGUGUUGGUGAAGAACCUAAAAAAUGAGGUGGUAAAAAAAAGCGGCCUUCCCAUAGCUACAGAUGCAAUUUUCUACGCUGGGACUGGUAACGUGCUUUGCAGAGCUGAUGAUAAAGUGGUCAUAUUUGAUCUUCAGCAAAGACUUGUUGUUGGGGAGCUCCCUACCACUUUUGUUAAGUAUGUUGUUUGGUCUAGUGACAUGGAGACUGUUGCCUUGUUGAGCAAGCAUGCUGUUGUCAUUGCAAACAAAAGGCUUGUGCAUCAAUGCACCCUUCACGAGACAAUUCGGGUGAAGAGUGGAGCCUGGGAUGACAAUGGUGUUUUCAUAUACUCUACUCUGAAUCAUAUGAAAUACUGCCUUCCAAAUGGAGAUAGUGGCAUAAUCAAAACUCUUGAUGCCCAAAUAUACAUCACUAAGAUUGCUGGUAAUAUAGUAUUUUGUUUGGAUAAGGAUGGAAAGAAUAGCGCUAUGAUCAUUGAUGCUACAGAAUACAUGUUUAAACUUUCUCUUCUGAAGAAGAGGUAUGAUCAGGUCAUGAGCAUGAUCAGAAACUCUCAGCUUUGUGGACAGGCAAUGAUUGCUUAUCUACAGCAGAAGGGAUUCCCUGAAGUUGCCUUGCAUUUUGUCAAAGAUGAAAGAACGAGAUUCAAUUUGGCUCUUGAGAGUGGGAACAUACAAAUUGCCGUCGCAUCAGCCAAGGAAAUCAAUGAGAAAGAUCAUUGGUACAGGCUAGGAGUGGAAGCCCUUCGCCAGGGCAAUGCAGGUAUUGUUGAGUACGCAUAUCAGCGAACAAAGAAUUUUGAGAGAUUAUCUUUCUUGUAUUUGAUAACUGGAAACCUUGACAAGCUGUCGAAGAUGUUGAAAAUUGCUGAGGUCAAGAACGACGUCAUGGGCCAGUUCCACAAUGCCCUGUACUUAGGGGACAUCCAGGAGAGAGUGAAGAUACUGGAGACAACCGGUCAUAUUCCCCUGGCAUACAUCACAGCGAAGGUGCAUGGGCUGGAGGAUGUAGUUGCCCGCCUAGCAAUCGAUUUGGGAGAUAAUCUCCCAUCUCUGCCAGAUGGUAAAGUUCCAUCCCUUCUCAUGCCUCCUUCUCCCAUAUCUUGUUCUGGUGAUUGGCCUCUGCUCAGAGUUAUGAGAGGUGUAUUCGAAGGUGGCCUUGAGAAUAUGGCCAGAGGGACAGGGGAGGAAGACGAGGAAGCUGGGGAUGGUGAUUGGGGCGAGGAACUUGAAAUGGUUGACGCGGAGGACUUCCAGAAUGGUGAUGUUACUGCUGUUUUAGGGGAUGGUGAGGCAGAGGGAGACAAUGACGAGGAAGGAGGAUGGGACCUCGAGGACUUGGAUCUUCCUCAAGAGGCAGAUACCCCUAGAGCUUCUCCGACUGGUCGCUCUACAGUUUUUGUAGCGCCAACUUCAGGAAUGCCCGUGAGCCAGAUAUGGAUGCAGAAGUCAUCCCUUGCUGCCGAGCACGUGGCAGCUGGCAACUUUGACACUGCUAUGAGAUUGCUCCAUAGGCAACUUGGAAUAAAAAAUUUCUCCCCAUUGAAAGCUAUGUUCCUCGAUCUUCACUUUGGAAGCCAGUCCUAUCUACGUGCAGUUUCUGCUGCUUCUGUCAUAUCACUAGCUGUCGAACGGUGGAAUGAGUCGGCGAGCCCCAAUGUACGAGCCCCUCCAGCACUGGUAUUCAGUUUCAGUCAGCUGGAAGAGAAGCUCAAGGCUGGCUAUAAAGCCACCACGGCUGGGAAGUUCACGGAGGCUCUUAAGCUCUUCCUCAUGAUUCUUCGCACGAUCCCUCUCAUUGUUGUGGAGACAAGGAGGGAGGUCGAUGAGGUUAAAGAGUUGAUUAUCAUAGUGAAGGAAUAUGUUCAGGGGCUACAGAUGGAACUCAAGAGGAGGGAUAUGAAGAGCGACCCGGUUCGUCAGCAGGAGCUUGCUGCCUACUUCACCCAUUUCAACCUUCAAACCCCUCACUUGAGACUUGCCUUGCUGACUGCAAUGACAAUCUGCUAUAAGGCAAAGAACUUCGCUACGGCUGCUAAUCUGGCCAAGCGCCUCUUGGAGACCAAUCCGCAGGUUGAAGAUCAUGCGAGGAAGGCGAGACAAGUGCUGCAGGCUUCAGAGAGGAAUAUGAACGAUGAUACUCAACUGAGCUAUGAUUUCCGAAAUCCGUUUGUGGUGUGUGGUGCUACUUAUGUGCCGAUAUACCAAGGACAGAAGGACGGGUCUUGCCCUUAUUGCUCUGCUCGGUUUGUUCCGGCCCUAGAGGGUCAGAUAUGUGCUGUUUGUGAUCUUGCCGUUGUUGGGGCAGAUGCUUCCGGCUUGCUGUGUUCCUCUUCUCAGAUUCGAUAAUGGAAAUGCUUCAGUCCACAACAAGUACCGGUUCUCUUGAAUCGAAGAUUUGGCGGAGUACGGUAAGGUUAGCCUACAUAAUGAGCUACCGCAUCUUUUUUCCCCUUUAUACAUUUGCUUCCGUAGUUUUUUUUGGGCUUUUGUUUUUAUAUUCUUGUUGGUUUAGUUCAAAUUAUAAGAGCUUUAAAAUUGAAUGUAGUAAAAGAACCGAGAUUUUGACCCUAGGCUGUGAUGAAAUACAACAAUACUAUAUUGCACACAUGCACGUUGAAAACCCAUGCACAAGAGUUUGGUGGAUCCAACUGUAGCUGAACCAAAGUUGUCAAACCUAUAUCCAUCCGACCAUAUUCGGUCAUCUAAACGAUUGGAAUACACUCUAAUUCUAAUUAUAUGGUUCUGGAAAAAGUCAAAAUUAAGUUAAAUCAUUCAUAUUUGGGUUAAAGUAAACCAGUUAAAAUCGCGUGGUCUGACCUGCAAAAUCUAGAUUGAAAAUGUGGAUUGAUAAUUUUGUAAGAUAUAUUUCUUUGUUAAUAUAUGAGUGUAGAUUAGUGAAAUUGUUCUAAAAUAUGAUAAAUAUAUGCAUUCUAUUUUGUAUUAGAUGUUCUCAAAUAUUAUGUUAAAAUAUGAUAAAUAUAUGCAUAAUCUAUUAUAUAUUAGAUGUUCUCUCACAUAUUAUGUUAAAACUGACUUGAACAGGUUGAACAUAAUCCGACUAUUAAAUCUCAAACUAAUUGUCAAACCACCUAAUGGCAAUCCGUUGACAACCUUGAACUUAGACCUGGCCAAUCACGACCCGACUCGUUGAUCCGAACCAAACCCGCCCGAAAAAUAGAAAAUGUGUUGAAUUUUUUAUAACCCAAAACAAAUUACCCGAAUCCGAUUAGCCCGUAUUUUUUGGGUCAGGUUGGGUGGGUUGCCGGGUCGACCUGCUAGACCCGUUCAAUUCCAUAUGUCACUAGGCCUGUUAAUCGGAUCGGGUUGGCUAAUUUCGGGUUGUGGCCUUCGGUUAUGGGUUGGGUCAUGUUGAGUUGGUUGAUUUUGGGUCAAAUAUUGACCCAACCCAUUCAGUUUUGGGUCGGGUUACAGGUAAUUUCGGGUUAUGAGCGCUCUCAGAAACAAUAUAAAAAAUAUUUCAUAGUUUCUUAAUGAAAACAAAUUUUCACAUAUGCAUGACAAUAGUUUACUUAACACAUGUCAACUAACAUAUUCUCAAAUCCUCCCAUGCUAAUGAAAUGAAAUACAAAUUGCGCACAUCGUAAAAAAAAAAACAAACACAAGAGUAAUACUACUGUAAGAAACACAUGAUAUUUGAUUAUCCUUAAUCUCCAAACAUGUCAUUCAAAUCCUUGUGAAUUUUUUUAAACAUCUCACCAAUUUAUGAGUGUAUUUAUCAUUUGGGAGUGAUAUAUAUAAAAUUGAACGGGUCCAACGGGUUGAUCCGCUAACCCACCCAACCCGACCCAAAAAAUCAUGGGUUAUCGGGUUCGGGUCAUUCGGGUUUCAGUUUAUAAAAAUUACUACUUUUC
This is a messenger RNA of Linum trigynum, 7588 nucleotides long. Lineage: Eukaryota; Viridiplantae; Streptophyta; Magnoliopsida; Malpighiales; Linaceae. The record is from the annotation of a GenBank genome assembly.